AUGCCUCGCUAUACACACGGGGGCUACACCUACCCCGACCCUGUGCCCCAAAGUGUAUUAGGACGUCGUAUCCCUUCCCCUAGUCUCCUCGCCCCUCCCGCCCCCUCCGGUACUUGGGUACAAGAGUGGAAUUCACGUCUCAACCAACUCGUUCCCGCGCUUCUUCCACCACCUUCGCCCCCACCAGUAUACACUCUUGACGACGAAGAAGUGCUCCAACCAGUCCCACCGCCCACAAACCACACCAUCUCUCCCCCAGUUUACGACAUUUCCGACAGUUCAGUGUCUUCGCAUCGUGAUUCCUCUCGUGAUAGUGAUUCUACAUACUUUUCUUCGGCCCCAGCAUCUCCCACUCCGUCAGAAGAGGACAUCUCCUUUAUUGGAGCUUUUCAUCGCGCCUCACCCCCAACCGUUGACAUUACCACCCCACCUUUUUCUCCCCUAGGGAACCUCGAAUUUAGUGACAUUUCUUCUUCAUCUCUUAGUGACUCCGUGUUGGCCACCUCCACAAGUGAUUCGUUUAGUACAGACUCAUCUAGCAAUUCGUCCCAUUCGAACUCGUCCAACGAAAUCACCUUCCUUGGCUACUUCGCACGAAGUACCCCAACCGGUAGCAACACUCCGAACACUUCCUGUCCGCUCCCUUGCCUCCUCCCAGGAGACAGUGAAUGUAGUGCGGCCCAACAAAGGGAUGCAGCUACCCCCUCACUUAGACUCACCUUCUCCCAAACCCUCAUGCCUCAAUACCGCCCUCACCGUCCGGUAGAGGAAAACGCCCGUCGCCUUUACAAGGCCUUAACCACCCGGGGCCGCCCACAAGAUCAGACCAUCGUCGACUUCAUCCAAGCCAAACACAGUUCUUACAAGAAUCUUAUCAUGCUGAUUCCGUACGACGAGCCCACAGUGGUGCGCCGUGUCCUUGCAUUUAGCGCAGCAUGGUCCUCAUCUCUCCCCUCAGCCACGUUUAUCAACUCCAUCAAGAUGUCCUCCCCUAAACCCCUGAAGGCCAUUCUCUUUAAAGAAGAAUUAAUCCACCUCAAUAACCACGAGGGCCACGAAUUGAGGAAGGCCUUAAUCCACAACACCCCUCCCCUUCUUACAACACCUUCCCUCUCGUCCCACCGGACCUUCGCCAGUUUGUACAGGGGAUUGGAUGACAUCAAGCUGAAAAUCCAAGCAUUUGAGGCGACCACCGUCUUCAACGCCCUUCUCCUCAGCCCCAACGAAGACUUCUUCGACAAGUUCCAACAUCACCUAUCCUUUUCCUCCCUAUACAAGCAUAUGCGCGACACGGAAUUCCGAAAAAAUAAACCAACUCGCCCUUCAUCUCCGCCACAGGAUUCUUGGCCUAACCUUCCAUAUUCGCCCAGUUCGUCCCCUUCUCAUACACCGGGAUCUAAAACGCCGACUUAUGCACCUCCUUUAUCCCCGUGGAGUCCAAGCCCGCCACCCAACUCCCCUAGAACGCCAUCUCCCUCUCCCUUUGACCCCCGGCAAUUAAGACGUCGACAACCUCCACCCUCUAACGGUGGAGCAAGUUCUGACACCACCGGCAGCCCCGACCCUGCCAACCCCACAUUUCCACCUACCUCAUCCACCGGGGAGCCCACACCUCCGUCCAAUCACCCCAACACUACAGUGCCUCCGCCCACCUCUUUUGACCUGCAAUACUCUCGACGCCCAUUUCACGAUGUCACUCCCUUACGGGAUCCCCGGCAGACACCCCUCAUACUCCUGACCAAGCUCAAGAUCCAAGAAACAACCAGGCUCAGGAUCCAGGAAACACCCCACCUGCCACUCCCAACCCUCCUCGGACUUCCACCAACGACCUUUCAACAUCUUCAACCCUACCAGGGGAUCAAGUGGAAAAACUCCCCUUGA
Messenger RNA from Folsomia candida, 1881 nucleotides. RefSeq names its product proline-rich protein 36. NCBI's taxonomy places the organism in Eukaryota, Metazoa, Arthropoda, Collembola, Entomobryomorpha, Isotomidae. The record is from RefSeq and is a predicted model, not a curated record. The transcript is spliced from 3 exons. Bases 1 to 1881 code for a protein of 626 amino acids.